UUUUAUCUGGAUUACUCUGCCAAUGGUGAACUGGUCGUUACUCCUAAUUUUGACUGAAUUUGAACAACAGGAUAGCAGUUUUGGGUUGUGACAAACGCCAGCACUACAGGAACCACAGUUUCACAGUGAAGAGCCGCUGCUUUCACAAGUUCUGAAACUACCAGCCAGUCUUCCUUGAAUUUUGGUGUGUGUGAGUCCUUGGUGGAGGUUGCAUAUAUACAUGUUUUCAUGAAGAGAAGUGAGAAGCCAGAAGGUUAUAGACAAAUGAGGCCUAAGACUUUUCCUGCCAGUAACUAUACUGGCAGCAGCCAGCAGAUGCUACAGGAAAUACGAGAGAGCCUCAGGAAUUUACCUAAACCAUCAGAUGCUGCUAAAGCUGAUCACAGCAUGGGCAAAAUGCUAUCUGAAGAUCCUAGACAAGGCCGAAAUCCCCCCAAAUUUGUAACAUAUCAUAAAGUUUUGCAGGAGAUAAGAAACUCACUUCUGCCUUUUGCAAACGAAACAACCUCAGCCGUCAAAGGAACAUCAGAAGUUAAUCGACAAAUGCUGCAAGACUUGCAAGCUGCUGGCUUUGAUGAGGAUAUGGUUAUACAAGCUCUUAGACAAACUAACAACCGUAGUAUAGAAGCUGCUAUCGAAUUUAUAAGCAAAAUGAGCUACCAGGAUCCUCGUCGGGAACAGAUGGUUGCAGCAGCAGCAAGACCUGUAAAUGCAGGUAUGAAACCACCAGGGACUGUACAGCAAUCAGUUAACCGCAAGCAGAGCUGGAAGGGUUCUAAGGAGUCCUUGGUUCCUCAGAGGCAUGGGCCUUCCCUGGGAGACGGUGUAGUUUAUCGCUCAGAAAGUCCCAGCUCUCAGCCUGAUGUAGGAAGGCCUUUAUCUGGAUCUGGCAUUGCAGCAUUUGCUCAGGCUCAUCCUGGCAACGGGCAAAGAGUGAAUCCCCCACCUCUACCACAGAUAAGGAGUGUCACUCCUCCUCCUCCACCUCCUCGAGGACAGACACCCCCUCCAAGGGGAACUACUCCUCCACCUCCUUCCUGGGAACCAAACUCUCAAACAAAGCGUUACUCUGGAAACAUGGAAUAUGUGAUCUCUCGUAUUUCUCCAGUGCCACCAGGAACAUGGCAGGAUGGUUAUCCACCUCCACCUAUGAAUCCUCCACCCAUAAAUUCUUCCACGCAGGGUCAGAGGGGCAUGAGUGCUGUCCCCAUUGGCAGGCAACCAAUAAUCAUGCAGAGUUCUGCCAACAGCAAAUUUAGUUUUCCCUCAGGAAGAGCUGGAAUGCAAAAUGGCAGUUGUCAGGCAGAAUUCAUAGUUCACCAGAACGUGGUGUCUGGGAACUCAGUGAGUCGCCAGCCACCCCCAUACUCCAUGAAUCCAACUAACAGGCAAAGUCCCACAGCACUACAGAUGCAGGCAGGAGGAUCUGUUCCUCCUUCAGCAUACACCAAUGGGAAUCUUCCUCAGGCAAUGAUGGUGCCAAAUAGAAAUAGUCACAACAUGGAACUUUAUAAUACAAAUGUAGCUGGAAUACCUGCGUCCUGGUCACAGCCUUCCCCUGUGCAACCACAGUCAUCGCCUGGCAAUGGGCAUGACAUGCCUACAUGGCAACCCAAUGUUCCUGUGCGGUCAAAUUCUUUCAACAACCAUCAUGGAAGUAGGCAGAGUCACUCUAGCAGCUCUCAGCCUUCAGCUACGACAGUAACAGCUAUAACGCCAGCUCCCAUUCAGCAACCCGUAAAAAGCAUGCGUGUGUUAAAACCAGAGCUACAGACUGCAUUAGCGCCCACUCACCCUUCCUGGAUGCCACAACCAGUGCAAACCGUUCAGACCAUUCCCUUCUCUGAGAGUCCGUCUACAAAUAUGGCCGUUAUGUCUCCUGUUGCAGAGGUUCCAAAUUACCAGGGUCCCCCACCACCUUACCCAAAACACUUAUUACACCAGAAUCCCUCCAUCAAUCUGUAUGAGACGGGACCCAAGCUCAACAAGGAGGAACCACCUAUUUUAUCCAAGGAGGAUGAGAAUGAAAAGAAUUAUGAAUGUGUUGAUUCAACAGAUAAAGAAAAGAAACAAAUUACAACAUCGCCUGUUCCUGUUAGAAAAAACAAGAAAGAUGAAGAAAGAAGAGAGUCUCGCAUUCAAAGCUAUUCCCCUCAGGCCUUUAAAUUCUUCAUGGAGCAGCACGUGGAGAAUAUACUCAAGUCACAUCAGCAGCGUUUGCAUCGGAAAAAACAACUAGAGAAUGAAAUGAUGCGGGUUGGAUUGUCACCAGAAGCCCGAGAUCAAAUGAGGAAAAUGUUGUGCCAGAAAGAGUCUAAUUACAUUCGGCUAAGAAGAGCUAAAAUGGACAAGUCGAUGUUUGUAAAAAUUAAAACCCUGGGAGUUGGUGCAUUUGGAGAAGUUUGCCUAGCAAGAAAAGUGGAUACUAAUGCUUUAUAUGCAACAAAAACUCUGAGGAAAAAAGAUGUAUUGCUUAGAAAUCAAGUUGCUCAUGUUAAAGCUGAGCGGGAUAUCCUUGCAGAAGCUGAUAAUGAAUGGGUGGUUCGCCUGUACUAUUCAUUCCAAGAUAAGGACAAUUUGUACUUUGUAAUGGACUACAUUCCAGGAGGUGAUAUGAUGAGUCUCCUAAUUAGAAUGGGUGUCUUUCCAGAAAAUCUGGCACGGUUCUACACAGCAGAACUGACCUGCGCAGUUGAAAGUGUUCAUAAAAUGGGCUUCAUCCACAGAGAUAUUAAACCUGAUAAUAUCUUGAUAGACCGUGAUGGUCAUAUUAAAUUGACUGACUUCGGGCUCUGUACAGGUUUUCGAUGGACCCACGAUUCAAAAUACUACCAGAGUGGUGAUCAUGCACGUCAAGACAGUAUGGAUUUCAGCAACGAAUGGGGUGAUCCAGCAAACUGCAGGUGUGGAGAUCGGCUGAAGCCACUUGAACGUAGGGCUGCACGUCAGCAUCAGCGCUGUCUGGCCCAUUCCCUUGUUGGCACACCCAAUUAUAUUGCGCCGGAAGUGUUGUUACGAACAGGUUACACACAGUUGUGUGACUGGUGGAGCGUUGGAGUAAUUCUCUUUGAAAUGUUAGUGGGGCAGCCUCCAUUCCUGGCACAAACACCACUGGAAACACAAAUGAAGGUUAUCAACUGGCAAACUGCACUUCAUAUUCCACCUCAAGCUAAAUUGACUCCAGAGGCCUCCGACCUUAUUAUUAAACUCUGCCGAGGGCCAGAAGAUCGUUUAGGCAAAAACGGUGCGGAUGAAAUAAAAGCUCAUCCAUUCUUUAAAACAAUUGAUUUUUCAAGCGAUCUACGGCGGCAGUCUGCUUUCUACAUUCCCAAAAUUGCUCAUCCUACGGACACGUCAAACUUUGAUCCAGUUGAUCCAGAUAAAUUGUGGAGUGAUGAUGACAAGGAAGGGAACAGAAACGAUACACUUAACGGGUGGUACAAAAAUGGAAAACAUCCUGAACAUGCUUUUUAUGAGUUCACCUUCCGAAGGUUUUUUGAUGACAAUGGCUAUCCAUACAACAAUCCAAAGCCCAUUGAAUAUGAGUAUGGUACUUCCCAAAACUCAGAACAGCAGUCAGAUGAUGAUGAUGAUGAUGAUGAUGAACAGGCAGGUAGAGGAGUUCAAAAUCGUGACCUGGUUUAUGUUUAGUAGAGGAAUAAAGAUUAAAAACUAAAUAAACUUACUUUGCAGCUGCAAUUUUUGAAAAGUCUGUUCUCUUAAGAGAAUUGAGAGAAGAUUGCUAGGGUAAAUACAUGCACACUUUUUUUUUUUUUAACACUAAGAAAAUUGUGUCUUUUCUUUUCCUCUUUUUACAUUUUGUUUCCUCCAGAAUACAGGGAAAUCCUUCUCAAAUAUUAAUUUAUUCCAGCAUUGUUGAUUGUUAAUUUAGAAGAGAUUUGAUGUUAGGUGAAAAAAAAUACCACUUGAAUUUUAUUAUCGGUUCUCUGUACUCUGAGUACUCAAAAUAGGAAAUAGUGAUGAUUUUUUUUUCCCUAAGAUGAUGCUUGCUAUCUAUUUGUACAUAUACUGAAUAAUUUUAGAAAACAAAUCUCUGCUUCAGAAUUUUUAAUGACAGUUUUUCCUUGCAUUGACCAAAUAUAAAACCUUCUUUACACUAAUAAAACGCUCUGAUACAUUUCUAAAGAGAGGAAAAAAAAAAAAGGCUGCUGUACCCUCACUUCUCACUGUAUUUAGCCUAAUUAUUCACAGCGUUGGAAAAACUGAGCCGUCUAUCUGGUGAAAUGUUUCCAGCUGCUGUGGUAGUGGGCAUAGUUCUCAGCUUUGGAACAAGAAAGUGUCAGUCUUGGCUACAGUACGACUGUAAAGUGAUAAAGCAUUAGAACUAAUAUUUUAUUAAAUAGUAAUUGAAUUUGACAUGAGUAAUGCUGUAGCGUGUGACUGGUACUCUCAAAGCAGAAGGACUGCUCACUCGGAAACAACUUGAUUGUCUCCUGUUGUCGGUUCUCCUAUAGUUACGAGAGGAAAAGAGCUUCAGGAAAAACACUUUCUGAAAUCUAGUUUAAUUUUCUGACUGCAACCAAACUGUAAAGUGUGUACAGUUCUGCUUUAGUUGCAAUUUUUAGUUUGAAAAAUAAAUUUUAGAAUAGCUUCUUUAUUAUGUGCUUGAGACAGUAAUGGGAAAAGAUUAUAAAUUAUGGCUUUUGGGACUGUUGUUGUGGAGACCAGUUUCACUUGGCUUUAACAGUUUUCCUCCUAGUUAGGCAGGCAGUGAGGAGAAAUGUCAUGCACCGAUCCAUCUGAGCCGUCAGUACAGUUUCAGUGGUCUGUCUUUUACAGCCCAGUUCAGAACAGAAUUAGGAACUUAGGGCUGUGUCUGCUGCCUCCUGCGUUACUGUUUUCAUAGUUUCCCGCUGCAGGUGAGCAGGCGUCCCCUUGGGUCUCAUGGUAGGGAGGGUACUGAGCCCGUUGAGGUCACUGAGAGCGGGGCAACCCUCUAAGCAGCUUCCCUGAGACAAGAUCAGGAGUUACAGGUGAGAGGCAGAAAGAAUUGCGUUUUUUAUCUCUCUCUCCUCCUUUCUCCUGAAGCUAACACAGUGGUAAAUAAAAUGCACUAUUUUUAGUAAUCUUCGUGUCUUUUAAAACAUUUCCUCCUCCUUGGAAUUGAAUUCCAAUGGAUAAUAAUGUGCCUGUAAGCGUUACUGCUUUCUUAAAUUAUUAUUUGUGCCAUUGCACUGGCAUUGUGACUAUCUAAACAUCAUGAAAUUGGUGUUCAUAGCUGUUCUUGCAGCAAACACCAGUUACUAGUUUACUUUUUUCACCAAGCUGGUUUAAGAAAUUCUUGUGCGCUUCCGGCCAUUCGUUCCCUUUCUGUGCUCCAGUUCAGUGUCUCUCUGUGUGCCAGUGCAACUGUCUAUAGUACUGUGCUAAAUACUGGAUCAGUGGAAAAAAACUGCUUGGUGUUUAGCGUUUGGAGAUCUAUUUCUUGUAAGUACGUUCGGGUGAUCCAGUUUCCAGCGUGGUCCAAAAAGUGGUUUAUAUUGGCAUAACUGAGGAAGGAGUGAACUGCAGUAAAGAGGGUUGGCAGCGUGGAAACUUCUUAAACGGACUUUGUCACGGGAGAAAACGUUUGUGGAAGUUCACCCCUCUACUGUGAAGUGCUUAUCAUGGUUAGAAGAUGGUUAUGAAAAAUUGUUUCCUUUUCUCAAGCAGGUGGUUAGUUACUUUCUAUGAUGAAAAUGGGUUUGUAGCUUGAUAAAACAAUUCAUGUUCUGUCUUCCUGUUCCACAGCUGUUGAAAUGGAAUAGUUUUAAAGAUUCAUUUCAUUUAGCUUAAAUAUUAUAAAAUGGCUGCCGUGUAUAACUACUCCAUUUUAUAUAUUAUGUAAAAAAGAUUGUUUUCCAUGUAAAUAAACCUUUAAAGAUUAUCCUCCUUCAUAGUAAGUAUCCCAGUAAAACUGGUCUACUUGUCUUGGAGUAAAGUAUAAUAUAUUACUGGUUAAAGGUGAUUUAAUCAAGCCUGCCUUACCAUUUGUGAAGUGUGCAGAGAAAAUAAUGUCAAUUCUUCAUUAAAUUGACUGUUAAAAUUGCCUUUUUAUCUGAGUAUGUUUCUCCUCUGCCUGCAUUGUAUUAUGUUAUAUUCCUGUUUAAUGCUAUAACUGGUCAUUAACCAAUGUGUUUAAAAAAAAAAAGAGGGGGGGGGAAGUCUGUAAAGGCACCAUGGUUCUAUACAAGCAAAAACAAUUGCUUUUAUGAAAGGAAAUUAUUGAGUCUUUUAAGGACAUGUGCAAGUACUGAAAUACUAAAUAUUAUUUUACCAUUUUAAACAAAUAUAGGAAGAGCUCACAUCUUUAGAAUUUGGUAGAUGCUUCUAGCAUUUUCUGUUAUCUUGUGUUAGAAGUUGUAAUGUACCUUGUUUGAAUUUUGCCACCUGUAUGCUGCAGUAUUAUAUAUUUCCUUGCAAAAAUGCAAUGUGUUACAGGCCAAGUUCUCUGAGAAAGUUAGUUAUAAGUAAAUGUUGUCACAACUCUCCAACAUGCUAUGCCUUACCCAUGUUUUGAAACGUCACGUUUCAUACAUAGAUUCAGAGUCUGUUGAGAUUCUUCAUAGCUGCUGCUUAAAACAUGGGUAUUUCACUGGUGCCCCAUGAUGGGGAUUGGUUUGUACAGGCAGUUGAGAAGAGAGGCUCCUAACCAGCAGCUGUGGAAUUCUGCAGUAAGUUUUAGUUCAGGUUACUUUCACUUUGUAAAGCAUGAAAAUAAAUUUCUCUUUUAUGAGCCCUUGUAUGCAUAGUAAUUGUAUUUAUAAAAUGUUCUAUAAUCCCAUAACGGUACUGUAAAUACUAUUUGAUACUCAGUGGCAUUCUAUCGUAGGGCAGGCCCUCUUGCUGUAUCUUUUCUAUCCUCAAUUUGUAAUAGAAUCUAUAGAAUAUAUGGCUAGAAAGUCUGUUUGAGACCGACAUAUCUUCUGCUGUUGCAAAGCUGUGAGUGGGAAUGAUUUAUUUAGACUCCUUUUAAUAUUAUUCAGCUAAUAGGCAGUGCAGUGGGUGGGUUCUUAGACGAUGCUGCUGUCACCCGAGAUACUAUUAGGCUUUGGUUUCAGAUGUCUUUGGUGUUUCAGAUCAGACCUUUAAUCUACUUGCUUUAAUUCAGCCAAAGCAAAAAGAUAAUAAAUUGGGUCAAUGUCAUAGUAAAAUGUUGGAAUGCCUUAAGAUGCUCUUGAUAAAGGCACUGUUCAAGUUUACUGAUUUAUAUAUAUAUCUAUAUAGAUAUAUAGAUAUAUUCCAUAUGUGUAUAUGUAUAUAUAAUGUCUUUUUUGUAUUAUAAAUAUCUUUCUGACUGUCGGUUCUUUUGGCUCCUCUAAUUAAAUACAUAGACCACC
Messenger RNA from Pygoscelis adeliae (Adelie penguin), 7340 nucleotides. It is a transcript of the gene LATS1, whose product is annotated as large tumor suppressor kinase 1. Gene Ontology annotation, cellular component: spindle pole. The record is from RefSeq and is a predicted model, not a curated record. Gene Ontology annotation, molecular function: protein binding; protein serine/threonine kinase activity; ATP binding. The coding region runs from base 229 to 3651 and encodes 1140 amino acids. Gene Ontology annotation, biological process: regulation of organ growth; G1/S transition of mitotic cell cycle; peptidyl-serine phosphorylation. Lineage: Eukaryota; Metazoa; Chordata; Aves; Sphenisciformes; Spheniscidae. The transcript has 8 exons.